This is a messenger RNA of Sardina pilchardus (European sardine), 3188 nucleotides long. RefSeq names its product SHH signaling and ciliogenesis regulator sdccag8 (gene sdccag8). Gene Ontology annotation, biological process: neuron migration; tube formation; centrosome cycle. Gene Ontology annotation, cellular component: centriole; centrosome. Lineage: Eukaryota; Metazoa; Chordata; Actinopteri; Clupeiformes; Clupeidae. The record is from RefSeq and is a predicted model, not a curated record.
GGGAGUUUGAGUGGCAAAGCAAAGCAAGCAGAGUCUACACAGUACCUUUACUUACAUUUCACCUUGAGAUAAAGGCAUUAAGAUACAUGGGUAUAUAGACUACUUUGCAUAUAGCCUAACGUUACUCUACUAUGAAGCCAUCUCCCGAUUCAGACGAGGAUGAGGAGUUGGGAGCGUAUCAAAGGAAACUGCGAGAAAAAGCUAACCGCAGCAUCCAGCAGCUCAGCACUGUAUUGGACCGAAGUUCCGAGUCAGAGGGAGUGGUGGUGGUGGACAGACAGGCAAACUCGGAUGCAGACCACAGUGUUAACGAUUCAUCGCAUCAACAACUCCAGGAAAGCGAAGCAGUUUCUCAGCUGCGGUCACUUCUGCAAAAACAGCCAAGAGAAACAGUCAAUAUCACGCCAUCGAAAAGGAAAUCAAUGCCCAAGAAGUCUCCCGAGGAGGUGAAAGACGACUUGCCUGCCAUGCAAGAUCUAGUGCCCAUCCUUCACAACCAGUCUGAUUACAUUCGGCAGCUGGAGGCUGAGGUCAACUUCUGUAAGGAGGAGCUUGUGGGCAUGAAGCAGAGGGUGCGAGUGGUGAUUGUUGAGAAUGAGAGGCUACACGAGGAACUCAAAUCCAAAGUAGUUUCAGAGACAUUGAGGGACCACAGCACAAGGAGUCCCGUGACCCAGCUGAGCAGCCCAGAGAGGACCAUGAAGCCCAGAGCCGCCCCCAGAACCCUUCACCCCGCAGAGGACCAGAAGUGGAGGAAAGAGCUGGACCAGCUGAAGACUCUCUAUCAGGCUCAGUUGCAGACACUGGAGGCACAGGUGAUGGCUCUGAAGAAGGACUUGGCGACAGCCCAGAGGGAGAGUGAGGAGGUCAAAGGUCGCCUGCGGCACCGCGAGGCCAUGAUGGCGGCGUCGGCGGGUCAGCCUCAGGUCGGGGGGCUGUGCUUGCGUUGCGUCCAGCACGAGGCGGUUCUGGCGGAGACUCACACCAACGUCCACACACAGGCCAUCGAGAGGAUCACCAAAGAGCGUGAUGAGCUGAUGACGGUGCUGUGCACACUACCCGGUCAGGCCGAGGCUCAGCAAAGAGAGUGGAGCUCCUACCAGCAGGUCAAGCAGGCCGUGGAGAUGGCCAAGGAGGCCAACCUGGAGAAGACUCGGGCGGAGGUGCAGUGUGAGCAGCUGCGUAGCGAGCUGUGUCGUCAGCGGGAGCGUGUGGAGCAGGAGCUGCAGGCCCAGCAGCACAGGAUCUCCCAGGCCAGAGACGCCGCGCAGCAGCAGGCCAGCAAGGACAAGGAGCAGCUCGCCCAGACGGUGGGCAGUCUGUCUCAGAGGGUGGCUGAGCUGGAGGGACUGAUGGAACGCGCUGACCGAGAGAAGGCCUCUCUGUCUGGACAGCUGGAGGAGACCUACCACAAACUGACCAAUCAGGAGGCAGACAACAGCAAGGUGUGUGGGGAGCUGCGGUACCUGCUGAGCCAGGCCCAGCUGAAGAGAGAGGAGGCUGAGAGAGAGCUGAGGGACUCCAACGCCAAACACACACGGCAGAUAGAGCUCUCUCAACAGGAAGAGGAGCGUCUGGGUGUGGAGCUGGGUGUGUGCCGUGCUGGUCUGGAGGAGGCCCAGAGGGCGCGUAGCCGAGCGCAGGAGGAGGCCGUGGGUCUGGAGGAGCGGCUGGGCCGUACUGAGCACCAACUGCACCUCACCAGGCAGGAGAAGGAGGUGUUGGAGCGUUGCCGUGGCGAGGACGUGGCGGCGUUGACCUUCCAGUGGCAUCAUCGUGAGCUCCAGCUCACCCAGCAGCUCCAGCAAAUGGACACGCAGCAUGAGCGCACCGUUGGUGAGAUGGAUGCCCUGCUCAGCUCCCAGAACGACCUCAUCGUCCGGCUGAAGGAGGAGUGUGGAGGUCUCGGCCAGAAGCUGGAGGAAGUCACCGAGAGCAGCAGGUUAGAGGUGGAACAGCUGACUGCUGAGAGAGCUUACCUGCAGGAGAGUGUAGAGAAGUUGAAGGCUCGCUGUCACGACAUGGAGGAGCAGUGUGUUCAACACGGCAGGAUGCACCAGCGCAUGAAGAAACGGCUGCAGCAGUUGGAUCAGCACUGUCAGUCCAGUGCCCAGCAGGUGAUGGAACUCCUGGGGAAACAGAACCAGCUGAUGCAGGAGAGACAAGAGCUGGCCCAAGAGAUGCAGAACCUACGCAUAAACACACAGGUACACACACAGACACCUGCAGCUGGACAGUCUGACUCGCCCUCCACCUGAGACCAAGACCGUUUGGGACUUUGUGUAUUUGUUUUGGUAUUUCGUUUGUUUUGAGUACAUCACAUCUCAGAAUAACAACACAAACAGGUCCAUGUUAUAUUAACAAAGUGCUGUUUCAAGAGUAACCAAACAAUUUGAUGUUGUUAUUUUGAGGAAGUGGCUUUUCAGAAUAACCCAGCAGUUUUUUAGUUUUGUAAUGCUAACGCUGAUUCAGUGCAGUGCUUUGACGCUACUGAGUGAUCCACUGAAAUAGGACUGGAGCAGCGUUGGCUCAGUGCCUCCUGGUUUCAUCCGAGUAGAAGGCAAGUGUGUGUGCAAGCAUACUGAGACCCUGCUCUUGCCAAGUUUCACUAAACUGCUAUAACCCUGCAGAGGCAACAAGGUGCAUCAGGCCAGAUCAUCGGUAUAGACUGUGUGUGUGUGUGUGUGUGUGUGUGUGUGUGUGUGUGUGUGUGUGUGUGUGUGGAGUUGUGUUAGGCCACCAAAGAGUUGCAGGUUCAAUGUAAGAGGUUAGAGGUAGACAAGGGGAGGUUCUUCAGCUUUGUCCCCAGCUCUGGAGGCUCGUUGCUGGGGCAGCCUGCUGGGGUUUUGGCCUCUCCGGUUCUCUCUCUGUGGGGGUGGAGCUGGUCCUCCGUAUAAAACAGUAUAGAACACUUCCAGUGUCUCAGGGCUCCAAUUAUACCCUCACUAUGUGUCGUAUGUAUUGUGUAGCACAGCAGAACAAGUUAGAUAUGAAUUUGUAUAGAAACAGGACCAAUCAUAUAUGAAUUUGUAUUGACUAAUAAUAAUAUUGUCUAAAAUGAGAAACUUUAAAAAAAAAACUUUCGUAAACCAUUUUUGUAUUUUUGUUUUUAAAUCAAAUGUUUUUUUUUUCUUUUAAAUAUGUAGUGUAUAUUGUUUUACAAAAUAAAAAUCACUGAUUGAAUUCCC